Molecule: messenger RNA, 854 nt
Organism: Helianthus annuus (common sunflower)
Lineage: Eukaryota; Viridiplantae; Streptophyta; Magnoliopsida; Asterales; Asteraceae
Product: probable glutathione S-transferase
Exons: 2
Coding region: 25-678 (217 amino acids)
Biological process (GO): glutathione metabolic process
Cellular component (GO): cytoplasm
Molecular function (GO): glutathione transferase activity
Source: RefSeq, a predicted model, not a curated record
CAAAAAAACACAGUUCACCAGAAAAUGGCUGAAGAAGUGAAGUUGUACGGAAUUGUAACAAGUCCAUUUGUUACCAGAGUCAGAAUUGCUUUGAAUCUCAAGGGAAUCAAGUACGAGUUCAUCGAAGAAGAUCUGAAAAAUAAGAGUCCUGACCUUCUCAAAUACAAUCCUGUUAAUAAGAAGGUACCCGUGCUCGUACACAACGGAAAUCCGAUCUCCGAGUCUCUUGUGAUCAUCGAGUACAUCGACGAUGCCUGGAAAGGGCUUCCAAUUAUGCCCCGGGACGCUUAUGAGAAGGCUCAGGCUCGAUUUUGGGCCACGUUCAUUGCUGAUAAGUGUCGUCCUGCACUACUCAAGGCUAUUGGCAGCCAUGGAGAGGAGCAAGCGGUUGCGGAAGCUCAUGAGCAACUGCAGUUUCUGGAAAAUGAGCUGAAUGUGAAAGGCAACAAGUUUUUUGGAGGUGACAACAUUAACCUGGUUGAUAUCUGUGCUAGUCACAUAGCCUAUUGGGUUCUGACAGCUGAAGAAGCAUUUGGAAUAGAGUUGGUGACCAAAGACAAGUUCCCAAAAUUAACAGAAUGGCGCGGUCACUUUCUUAACUGUCAAGCUGUCAAGGAUGGACUGCCUCCAAGAGAAAGACUUAUUGCUUAUUACAAGCAGCGGUUUGGAAAGGCGUGAUAUGGUUAUAAAUUUGUGCUUUUGAACUCGAAGCUUCUCUUGAAUGACAUCCAUCGAUGUUUCAAUAAUAAGCAACUCUUAGAUGUUGAUUUGUCUUGUUGUACUAUCUUGUAUGUAACAGAUUCAAUGUUUAUGAUUUUGUUUAAGUUUCUCUAUAUACCCAUGCCUUCUUUUCA